This is a messenger RNA of Aspergillus tanneri, 2415 nucleotides long. It is a transcript of the gene RAD54, whose product is annotated as DNA-dependent ATPase RAD54. Gene Ontology annotation, biological process: double-strand break repair via synthesis-dependent strand annealing; reciprocal meiotic recombination. Gene Ontology annotation, cellular component: nucleus. The record is from RefSeq and is a predicted model, not a curated record. Bases 1 to 2415 code for a protein of 804 amino acids. The transcript has 5 exons. Lineage: Eukaryota; Fungi; Ascomycota; Eurotiomycetes; Eurotiales; Aspergillaceae. Gene Ontology annotation, molecular function: hydrolase activity, acting on acid anhydrides; ATP-dependent chromatin remodeler activity; ATP binding.
AUGCAACAAGAUGGCGAGGGCACGCCAUCGUCCAAGUACCCCAAAACCAAUGCAUCCUUAUCUAUUGACCGUCUAUCAAAGCCUUUCAAGUGUCCCGGCUCUGCUACGCCCACAAGGACAUCGGAGAAACCGGCAAGGAAGCGAAGAAAAGUGAACUAUGCCGGGGCGGAUGGAAGUGUCCAAGACGAUAGCACGAAGCCGUACACCAACGAAGACCGACUUGCUCUCGCAACUAGGGACGUGAACAGGUUUCCCGUAUUUAAGGCUAAAGAUAAGGAGACGGCAUUUAAACAAAAGUUCAGGAUACCGUUAAUCAAUAAAUCACAGAGCAAUUUUGAUGCAGGCAGGCCGGCACCGACUUUGGGCAUGAGACAGGGGGCGACGUUUGUUGUGAAACCUCUGCACGAUCCCAGUGGAGAGUUUGCGAUAGUAUUGUAUGAUCCGACUGUUGAUGAUAUUGACCCAGUCGAUGAGCUGAAAAAAAAAGAAGAGGAUCAGCCUGAAGAAACGAAACAGAAAUUGGAUGAGCCAUUGGUACACAAGAGUUUGGCAGAUAUCCUUGGGCUUAAGAAGAAGGUUGAAUCCCGCCCGAGAGUUCCGGUAGUGAUUGAUCCGAGACUGGCAAAGGUCUUACGACCUCAUCAAAUUGAAGGCGUUAAGUUCCUUUAUCGUUGCACCACUGGAGUUGUCGAUAAGAACGCACAUGGCUGUAUCAUGGCAGAUGGGAUGGGAUUAGGCAAGACGCUUCAAUGUAUUUCGUUAAUGUGGACCCUUCUCAAGCAAUCCCCAGAAGCAGGAAAGACCACUAUUCAAAAAUGUAUCAUUGCUUGCCCGUCGAGCUUGGUAGGGAACUGGGCCAAUGAGAUAGGGAAAUGGUUGGGGAAGGAUGCCACCACGCCAUUUGCAGUUGACGGCAAGGCUUCUAAGACAGAGCUUACUUCUCAAAUCAAGCAAUGGGCCAUUGCUUCCGGUCGUUCUGUUGUGCGGCCCGUGCUCAUCGUGUCCUAUGAAACGCUCCGUUUAUACGUUGAAGCAUUGAAAGACAGCCCGAUUGGGCUACUUCUAUGCGACGAAGGUCAUCGGCUCAAGAACAAAGACAGUCUGACCUGGACUGCGCUCAACAGCUUGAACGUGCAACGCCGCGUUAUUCUGUCUGGAACCCCCAUCCAGAACGACCUUUCAGAGUACUUUGCUCUCCUUAAUUUCGCCAACCCGGACUUGCUGGGGUCACAAAAUGAAUUUCGGAAAAGAUUUGAAUUGCCUAUUCUUCGAGGAAGAGAUGCAGCAGGAACAGAAGAGGACAGAAAAAAAGGCGACGAGCGGCUGGCAGAGCUUUCCGGUAUUGUCAACAAAUUUAUCAUCCGCCGCACAAAUGACAUACUGUCGAAAUAUCUGCCAGUCAAGUACGAGCAUGUCGUUUUCUGCAACCUAUCACCGUUCCAACUCGACUUAUACAACCACUUCAUCCAGAGCCCGGAGAUUAGAAGCUUGCUCAGGGGCAAAGGAAGCCAGCCUUUGAAGGCAAUUGGGCUGUUGAAAAAGCUUUGCAACCAUCCGGACCUACUGAAUCUUUCCAGUGACCUUCCAGGCUGCGAGUUCACAUUUCCAGAUGACUACGUUUCACCUGAAGCAAGAGGGCGUGAUCGAGAUAUUAAAUCCUGGUAUUCAGGGAAGAUGAUGGUUUUGGACAGGAUGCUUGCACGCAUACGCCAGGACACCAACGACAAAAUUGUCCUCAUUAGUAACUACACUCAAACACUCGAUUUAUUCGAGAAGCUCUGCAGGUCCAGAGGGUACGGCUCAUUAAGAUUAGAUGGUACCAUGACUGUGAACAAACGGCAGAAACUUGUCGACAAAUUCAACAAUCCAGAUGGGGAAGAGUUUGUCUUCCUCCUCAGCAGCAAGGCUGGUGGAUGUGGCCUAAAUCUGAUAGGUGCAAACCGCCUCGUUCUCUUCGAUCCCGAUUGGAACCCGGCUGCAGACCAACAGGCUUUGGCACGAGUUUGGCGAGACGGUCAGAAGAAAGACUGUUUUGUUUAUCGAUUCAUCGCAACCGGAUCAAUUGAGGAGAAGAUAUUUCAACGCCAGUCGCACAAACAAUCUCUUUCGUCCUGUGUCGUCGAUUCGGCCGAAGACGUGGAACGACACUUUUCUUUGGAGUCCCUUCGUGAAUUAUUCCAGUUUAAACCGGAGACUCGGAGUGACACGCAUGACACUUUCAAAUGCAAGCGGUGCAAGCCAGAUGGAACGCAGUAUAUAAAGGCACCUGCUAUGCUUUACGGUGACACUAGUUCUUGGAACCACUUUGUGAAUGAUGGCGAGAAGGGUCAACUAAGCAAGAUCCAGGAUUUGCUCAUACGACAGGAGACAGGAGAACAAGAUGUCUCUGCGGUUUUCCAAUACAUCAGCCAUUAA